Messenger RNA from Naegleria gruberi, 957 nucleotides. RefSeq lists its product as uncharacterized. Lineage: Eukaryota; Heterolobosea; Eutetramitea; Acrasida; Naegleriidae. The coding region runs from base 1 to 957 and encodes 318 amino acids. The transcript has a single exon. The record is from RefSeq and is a predicted model, not a curated record.
AUGUCUCCACAUCAUCUAUUAAUUCUGCUCUUGCUCAUUUUCUUGCUGGUUGGCAUUCAAAUCCAACACACAAACCAGCAGGAAAUUAAAUUUAUCAGAAAAUCAUCACUGAUACAUCAGGAAAUAUCAUCAGAUCAAUGGAAACAAUCAUCUAUAGAUGAUGAUCAAGCCUAUUUAAUGGAAGAAAUAGAUUGGACACUCUCCGAUCACUAUUUUACACAUUGUUGGAAUACCACUCGAUUAAUGAGAGAUGAUUUGUAUUAUGAUAGGAUGUUUACGAUGGGAGAGGAGAUUCCAUCUUCAUUCGGAUGUACUUCUAUUCGAUUACCAACUGUUUAUGAAUAUUAUCCAUAUAAUAGGAAAUCAAUUUAUAAUUCAGAAUUGAGAAAUAUUGGAUUGGAGGAUGAGGCAUUAUGUUCGAGAGUUGCUGAUUGGGAACGAAAUUUAAAUGUGAGCUGUCAGACAUUAUUAUGUGAAAUGGAUGGGAAAAGUGAAGGAUAUUCAGAUUUGAAUGCAAUGAUUAGACAAAGAACUGAUUCAAAGACCAGAAUUGAAGAUUGGGUUAAUUAUUGUCAAUAUUGUAAAGUGGAUAAUUUGAGGAAAUAUAGGGAAGAAAAGAAAUGUAAUCCCAAAGAUGAAACUGCCAAUUUUUUAAUUAGAAAGUUUCCAAACUCUGCAUUCUUUUGUGGAUUUCACCAAUUUGGAAUACCCUUCAUUAUUAAUACGUCGAGAAUUGUUGAUUUAUCAGUGCCUCUGGAACAUACUGAUUUUUCAUUCAUUUGCUAUUGUAGAGAGAGCCAGGCCUUUCACUUUAAAUGUCCAGAUGUGACAACUGAAUUCGAGUUGAAAACUGAAUAUUUUGCAUUUUUACUCACAAUAUUUAACAGUGUUUCGAUAAUAUCUACGUUAGUAUUACCAAAAGGAUUUUCAAUGAUUAAGGAUCGCAAAAUUAAUUGA